Molecule: messenger RNA, 711 nt
Organism: Anolis sagrei ordinatus
Lineage: Eukaryota; Metazoa; Chordata; Lepidosauria; Squamata; Anolidae
Source: RefSeq, a predicted model, not a curated record
UUGAGCUGGCCAUUGCUGGCUGCCGCAAUGGUCAAGCUUGUGGUCAGCGUCCUGGCUGGGCUGGCGCUCCUGCUUUCGGGGUCCCUGGGGGACUCCACCCCUCUACCGGACUACGGCUCUGUGGCCAGGGUCCACAAUGGGGGGCAAAGAGGCAAAUGGGGCUCGGUGGACAGGUGCCCCACGGGGAGCUUCGCCACCGGGUUCCAACAAAAGGUGGAGUCGUACCGGGGUCCCACCAUAGACGACACAGGACUCAACGGCAUCCGGCUCCUUUGCACGCAAGGCUGGAGUGGAAGUGGACAGAAGGGCCACGCCGUGGAGUCCGAGAGUGGACAGUGGGGCGAAUGGUCGGAGCCCAUGUGGUGCCCCCCCGGGGGCCGGCUGGAGAGCUUUGCUCUGCGAGUGGAGGAGGAGCGGGGGCCGGUGCAGGACCGGAUGGGGGCCACCAACGUGCGCUUCACCUGCUCCGGGGGGGAGGAGCUGGAGGGCCCGGGCCUGGACUAUGGGGAGUUUGGCCCCCCCAGCGCCCCCUGCCGGAAGGGCUUCUGCGGCAUCCAGACCCAGGUGGAGCCAUUCCAGGGGUACUUCAGCGACGACUCCGCCCUCAACAACGCCAUGAUGUUCUGCUGCGAACGAUGAGCCCCCUCCCCCACACCCUGGCCCUCCCUCACCUCAGACAGGUGUUGGCAAUAAAGGCGAGAGAGCCUCUGA